GGCCCGGCGCGGCCCGGCGGGAGGGCGGCUGCGAUCCGCCGCGGCCGGCGAUGGGAGAUGGAGGGAGCCGGUGGUGCGGCAGAAGCACUUGUGCGGGAUAAUGAUGUAUCGGCUCAUGCCCAGAAUGUUGCCAAGGCCAAAUACGAAUUUUUAUUUGGCUUGGAAGAAGAGAAGCCUUCAGGCAUGGGUAGUGGCCGKGGAAGCAGCACUUUGCCUCCUCAUACCAUCAUCAAUGAAUUUCCAGAGUACGGCACUGUAGAGUCAAGCAGACCCACACCCACGGCUCCAUUGAUAUGCCCGGCAGAGCCUGUAACGCGCAGUCCAGAAAGAUUGGACAGUCAGCACUGCAUCAGGCCCAUUCCUCAACAUGCAGCUCCUGCAGAUAAUUUGAGGCCUGAUGCUGGGGCAGUGCAGCUUCACACCGCGGAAGAAGGUUUGCAACCUGCGGSCGAUCUGCUGGAGGUUAUGAAAAUCUCUCGACAGCUAGAAGCAACAAAGGUGCAAGAGAGAGCAAAUACUUCUCUCGAUUCAGAGACGCAAAUGGAAAAAAAGUGUGUUACUGGCAGCCAAAACGUGCAGGCAGCCAGAGAACCAGUUCCAACAGGCCAAGAAAAACUCUCAGACAUACUUCUUCCAUCUGAACGAACAGCUGAGGAAAAAAAGCAUUUGAUCAUAGAGAAAGAUCUGGCUUCAAUAUGGACUGGAGAAAAGGAGUCUGAGUCCUCACAGGCCAUAAGUAAUAAAGCAGAGGAGGUCCAUGCAGCUCAGGAACUAAGCAGUCACAGACCAUCUGUGACAAACCUGGAAGCAGUUAGCAGAAUGGAAAGAGGGGCAUGUUUAGAGGAGUUUUCAGAACMUGGUCAAGACAAAAUGCAAACGGGUCCUGAGAGGAGGCUGGCUAAAGAGGCAGCUGUGAGUAAACACGUAGAAUUUCAAGGUGUGGAGAUUUUAUGGCUGCAAAAAGACGAGGAGCAGAGAAGAAAGAAGCACUCACUGCUUGACCCUGUGUCCGUGGAGAGGAAGGCAUUCCCUAAAAYAUCCAGUCACUCUGUGUCACCAAUGGUCUCCCCAGGCUUACAUUCCUCGCCAGACAGUGCAUGGAGUGCAAUCUGUGAGGACCCAGGACGAGGACCCACUGCCUCUGGAGCCACUCCUCUAGCUCUGCUUGAUGAAAACAAGAAGGAUGAAGUUCCUGUGAAGGACAGGAAGAACUGUGGUGAUAAGGAGAUGGCCGUGCUAGCAGGAGGCCAGGAGAGGAUGACGGAGGAGGGGGAAGCAGCUACAGGAGGAUAUGAAGAUUUCCUUGGGCAGAGGCACUCCGAUGUCUCCACUGAUCUAUACAGCUCACAAUUUGAAAACAUCCUAGACAAUGCAUCUUUGUACUACAGUGCGGAAUCGCUGGAGACAUUGUACUCGGAGCCUGAUAGCUACUUCAGCUUUGAGAUGCCACUCACUCCCAUGAUCCAGCAGCGCAUGAAGGAGGGUGGACAGUUUUUAGACAGGACAUCAGCCUUGGGGCAGGCAGAUGUCCCAAACAGGGACCUGAAGGCAUGUGGUGAAGGUAUUGCCAAUGGCUUAAGGGAUGCAAGUGAAACACUCUUCAAAGGAGAUGUCACAGAAGUCUCUCAUCUGGAAAGCAAUGUUGAACUGCAGAAUGUGGUGUUAGACUCCAGUGCAGCCAUGGGGAGCAAUGAACUUCAGGAGAAAGAUGCCACUGGAGCCCUUGGCCACGACCUCAGCAAUGGCGGCAGCAGCAGCAAUUUGGAAGCAGCCAGGCGUCUGGCUAAGCGCCUCUACCAUCUGGACAGAUUCAAACGCUCUGAUGUGGCAAAGCAUUUGGGUAAAAACAAUGAGUUCAGCAAGCUUGUGGCUGAAGAAUACCUUAAAUUUUUUGACUUCACCGGCAUGACGCUGGACUGUUCACUCAGGAGUUUCUUUAAAGCCUUUUCACUUAUUGGAGAAACUCAGGAACGUGAAAGAGUUUUAAUCCACUUCUCCAACAGGUACUACCAGUGCAACCCAAACAGCAUUUCUUCUCAAGAUGGCGUUCAUUGUCUCACUUGUGCCAUGAUGCUGCUGAACACAGACCUGCAUGGCCAUAAUAUUGGGAAAAAGAUGACCUGCCAAGAGUUCGUUGCUAACCUCCAGGGGAUGAACGAUGGCAAAGACUUCCCAAGAGGGCUCUUGAAGGCCCUCUACAAUUCAAUCAAGAAUGAGAAGCUGGAAUGGGCAGUGGAUGAAGAAGAGAAAAAAAAAUCUCACUCGGAUGGUACAGAUGAAAAGGAUAAUGGGAGCCAAACAAAGGCUGUCAGUAGAAUUGGCAACUCAAAUAACCCGUUCCUGGACAUCCCUCAUGACCCCAAUGCUGCURUCUAUAAAACUGGAUUUCUGGCUCGGAAAAUCCAUGCAGAUAUGGACGGAAAGAAAACUCCCCGAGGAAAACGAGGCUGGAAAACCUUUUAUGCUGUGCUGAAGGGAACGGUCCUUUACUUGCAGAAGGAUGAAUAUAAGCCCGAAAAGGCUUUGUCAGAAGAAGAUCUGAAGAAUGCAGUCAGUGUGCACCAUGCGCUGGCAUCCAAGGCAACAGACUACGAGAAGAAGCCCAACGUUCUCAAGCUUAAAACAGCAGAUUGGAGAGUCCUGCUCUUCCAAGCCCAGAGUCAAGAAGAAAUGCAGACCUGGAUCAACAAGAUUAACUGUGUGGCUGCUGUCUUCUCUGCACCGCCAUUUCCAGCGGCAAUUGGUUCUCAGAAGAAGUUCAGUCGCCCACUCCUGCCAGCCACCACAACGAAGCUAUCUCAGGAUGAACAGCUGAAGUCCCAUGAAGCUAAGCUGAAGCAGAUCUCCACUGAGCUUGCUGAACAUCGCUCCUAUCCUCCUGACAAGAAGCUCAAAGGCAAGGAAGUAGAUGAUUACAAACUGAAGGACCACUAUCUGGAGUUUGAGAAAAAUCGCUAUGAGAUUUAUGUUGGCCUACUGAAAGAAGGGGUGAAGGAGCUACUGAGCGGAGGGGAGAACGAUGCACCAGGACUGAAGAAAUCCCACUCGAGCCCUUCUUUGAAUCAGGAGUCUCCAGUUAGUGCCAAGGUGAAACGCAAUGUCUCGGAGAGGAAGGACUACAGGCCAGAAACACCCAGCAUUAAGCAGAAGGUCACUUAGGAUGGAAACGACAACUAGGGGAACAGCCAUGCAGCAAAGUACCGGUGGUCAAAAUUUUUUCAUUUAAUAACCUGUCAUUCACAAAAAAUAAGUGCAUCUGCCUGAAUGGGGUGUUAGUGACAUUUUCUAUUGUAUAUUUUGCUGUUUCUGUGCAGAUUGUGGGAGAUGUCUUUGCUCCUGCUUUGCUUUGCUUUGUUAAUUUAUCAUUUAGCAAUUGAAGCAUCGGGACUUUUUUGUGUUGUUCUGUUUCUAAAGGAGCUGGGGGAGGGGUAGAGCGCUGUGACGUUUAUUCUGUCUCUUCCCCAUUUAUCUCCUCCCAUCGGCAUGUGGCUUUCAUCUCUCAAGUCACUUGUCACUUUAUUUACGUGGUGGGUGGGAAAAAUAACUGGACAAGUGCUGCAGUGCUGUGAAUGUGAGCUGUAGCUGUGAGAAAAGCUGUGCAAACAUGCAGCUGCAGAAGGCUGACUAGAGGCUAGGGUGCUGGGAACAUUAGUUUCCUGAGAAUGUGGGGUGUGUUGGUACUGGUACUUAGCAGCAGGUGAUACAGUAAAUAGUCACUGUUGCAUAUUGUUAAUGCAUUGACCCUGGGCACGCUAGUGCGAAGGAAUGAAACCUGGAAACCUCUGGCAAUGCUGGGAUGACAGCAUUGGAAUAAUCUGUUUGCUUCCUUCCAGGCAGAGAGCCUUCUGAGUUUGCAGGCUGGAAGGCAUCCAAACCCACGACUGUCUUCUGCAGUCAGAAAGUUAGGGAUUACCCAGUUGGAAUGGCUAUCUGGGCUUCACAUUUAUUUGCAGAGAAGGCUGCUGUAGAUGUCAGCCAUUAGCAUCAUAUAUUAAUUAUAUAUAUUAAAGACAAAGGGCCUCUGUGUAGUUUWUAACUAUACGCUCUCACUUAGCUGCUAUAUAGAGCCUUAUGAUAUAUUGUGUCCUGUUGCUUCCCCUUCCAGGGGUUUCCUUGUUGGUGUGYACAGAGAGCCGCUUUCAAUUCCUCUCAUAGUGACAAAGCACUUUGCCUGUUUUCUUCAGAAAGGGAUUCUCCUCAGUUCUCCAUUUUCCUCCUUUUGCUCACAUAUAGAUGGAAGAGGCUGGUGCCUCCUCACAGUUUCUGCAUACCCUGUGCCAGGCUUUCCAAGGGAAGCACAKGACAGGGAGAGAGAGACCUGUCUACCAUGGGUAGAACUUUUCAUACCUGAUUGUGCCAUAGACUCUUGGGGUGACCAGCAGUUUUCAGGCACAAGAGAACAAAAAGAUGAUGUAGAUAUAAUUUUCCUGCUUCCCUGCCCCUGUUACCUGGGCAGUGUCAUCGCUCUGCAGAGAGUGCUGGCUCUCCCCUUACCUAACCUGUUACCUGAGUUUUAAUCCCAGGUUUGAUACUGACCCACAGGGUGGACUUGGACAGGUCUCUCUCAUUUCGUGUCAUGCUUUUCCUAUAUGGAGUAGUACAACCAAACUGGUCUUUYCCACAGAGCACCUUGGGAGGUAAAGUUGAGGGCCAGCUGAAAAUAGUUUCUUGCUGUUCUUUCUGCUUGGCACAGGACAGAUUUCAUGAUGAAUGCAAUUCUUAAUGAAUAUAGAACUGUCAAGAUCAAUGCAAGGACUGUUUAGAAAUGCASUGGUGUUUUCAGCCCAAGCAGUCAAAAGGCCACAUAUCAAAAAAUUGCCACCUGAGUGGAUGUGUGCUCUGCCAGACUUCCCAAGGGUCCAAGUCAAUUCAUCUAGCUUAUUGAGCUGCCAGUGCAGUGGGCAGAACUGGCAGUGGUCAAAGAGAAAAGGUCYCUAAGAGGAGGCAUUGCAUAGCUUGCCUCCCCCACCAGAUACCACCGUGCAACAGCUUUCCUGGUGUUGUGCUGGCUGUUGACUGUAACAAAGAUGUUGCACUCUCAAAUGUGAGAUUYUGGGGCAAAUUGAUGCUUGCAGCUGCUGCCUGGCAGCAAAACCAGAUGAGUCUGUUUUCACCAGUGAUGUUGGAUGCACAUCCAUCUGGCAUCUGCCACUAAGAGUGGCCACUCUGUACUAGAAGUCAGGAGGUUGGCUCCUAACUGUGGCAAUAUUGCUAAAAGCUGCAGAGGCCUGAAUAGAGAUUGGCAGUGCUUCCCAAGUGCUGGGGCUUUAGAAGUUGUGCAUUCCUGCUAAGGUGGAGUUAGCAUUUAGUUCUCUUCCUCAAGAGGAGAGAUGCCUUUGYUUCUGGAGCCAAGGUGAUACGGUGCAGCUUGUUUGGGGAGACUCAGAGAGAUACAUGAUAAUCUUCAUUGGGAGGGACUGUUUGGAGUAAUUCAGAGUGGUAUAUCAACAGCUCCCCUCAUGGACUGGAAACAAAGAUAGAUCCCUGCAGCUGUUCCUCAUGCUCUGGAGGUUGAAAAUGAACAAGCAUAACUGAAAGAAGAAAUUCAAUUGGGGAAAGCCAGACACACACUUGGAAAGAAAACUUGACCUGUUAUGAUUAAAAAAUGGUAUUCCCCAAUUUUGAGUUCCCACUGAGACUCUCCAAACUACAGGCUGCUUGCUUGCUCUCUCUACCCACUCCCCAUCCUUGCAGUGGACUGGAGAGGAGACCUGGAGGCACAAAAGGUGAAGAUCACAGGUUGAGAUAAGACCAAAUUACUGGGAGCAGCAAAGAGAUAAGAAAAUGUACAGUAACAACAACAGUAUUAAUAAGAGUGUACAAGAAUACUUACCACGCAGAGCCCAACAAUAGCCAGCCACUCAUUUCCUGAUACCCCAGCUCGGGUGGGAGUUCCUGGAAAAUGACAUGAGGUGGUAUAGAACAACCUUCAGAUACAAGCCGUGCCCCCAUCUGGCUACUGCAAAAAUUAACCCUGUCCUGGCCAGAACCAGUACACUGUCUUAUAUAACAGGAGGAUACAUGCAGCAGAAAUAAAAAAAACAAAAAAGGUGCAGAUCUGUAAAUGGCUCUGCUUGACUGUCAGGAUUGGGAUGACUAUAAGAUUUUUUUGAAGGCAGACUAGAGCAUGCUUAGCAAACCUCUUGUGAUAAUGGAGUGCAGUGCUUUAAAAGGCAAAAAGAUGACAUUUAACUUCUUUUUUCCCUGGCUUUUAAAGUAUUUUGGUUGCUGUAGAUUCCAGUUAAAUUGCUAAGCUCAAAAAAAAAUUACUCUUGUUAAAUGCAUUUUCCAGCUUUGACACAGAAACUGGGUAAUUCCUCUUCAAAGUCAUUGCAGAAAAGAUGAUUUGAAGCAAUAGGAAAACUCGAAAAGUGAACUGCAAAAAAGAUUUUUUUCAUUAUUUAUUAUCUAUUUCCGUGUAGACUUGUAAAUGGAUUAGGGUAUGUUUUUUAAGUCUCAUCUGGGCUUAUAAAAUGCAGUUUUUUACUACAUUUUUUAGUCAUUAAAUGUUUUAUUGAGCUUGGAGCACUCUUACUGAGACUGCUGAGGCAUGCAGAUUAGUGUACUCAGAAUUUAUAGAUUCUGCUCCAGUUUUAAUUAAUGCCAUUUUGCUCUGUUGCUUUACAAUUUAUAAGCAUCUCAGGCACUCAUGUAGAAAUGCAUGCUUUGGAGACCAAGGGAAAAAAGUGAUCUUGUGAAAGUCUAAGACUCCUGCCCUCCCUUGGGAAUAGGAUCAUCUAUCAGUCAGCACCACAAUUUGGUUUUUUUUUUCCUCCUGAUGGUACUGGAGGGUGUGGCAGGUUUGCAGUAGGUCAAAGUGGAACAUCUCCUUGAGKGGCAUCAUUAAGGGUCUGGCCAGGUAGCUUUGCAUGGUGCCCUGCACCCUUCCCAUCUUCACUGAAAUGUUUUCCUUUAGGAGACAUCAGUGCUUGACCRCAGCAACUGAGGAGCUCUGGUAGUAAUAUGUAAGGAUAUUCUGCUGAUUUACAGCUCUCCUCUGGGACCUGAGCUGCAAAUUACUGGAGCAGCCUGCAGCUUUCUGGGUGUUCUCAGUGCGAGCAGGAGUUACUGGCUGGCCGCCACAAGCAUGUGUGCAUGUGAGAGAGCCUUUGCAUUUGGUGAAGCAGGGAGCUGUCAUCCUUCCUUGUCACCCUCCCUGCUCCAGAGUGCUAUAACUGCUGAAGCUGAGUCUCUGCCCACAUGUUGAGAGGGGAGCAGGACUGGGGCCAACACUUCCUUGCUUCCCCUUCCUUAAGGUACAGACAGUGUUCUGGAGGGACCCACCCUGCUCUGAAGCAUUGCUGGCUUGCUCACCCUGCAGGGCUGAGCCAUCUGCUAUCCCCAACUAUGGAAGGAGAGACAGGAAAGGGCCUCACUAGUCUGUACCUGACAGCAGGGAGGUGGUGGAGAAGGGGAAAAUUGCCUUUCCCGCUUCCACUAAGCAACCGAAGUAAGUGAGAUACUCUCCUGAAGCUAAAACCACUCUCUCCUCUGUGAGUCAGCAGGAUGGUUUUUGUUCAUCUGCGGCUGCAAAAGAGACUCCCUGGACUGCCUGUGUGUUUGUGUGCAUCUUGCAGAUAAAUUACGCAUGAACCAGUGAUCAUGACUACAGCUUCUAAAUCCAGUAUUUAUGUUGUGUCUUUAAUUGAUGUAGAGAGAUAAGUCAGCCAGCAGAGUGAUUAAUGCAGCAGAGUUGUGCGGGAGCGCUGUUCAGCUCUGUUGCCAGCUCAGACAGUUUUCCAUCUAUUCUUUUGAAAAUGGUUACCAGAAACUUACUAAUGUUUAGUAACAGCUCAUCACUAAAAUUCUUUUCCUCGAUCCUGUCUACUCCCAGGUUGYAGUCUGUCCAUGUUAAGGGGCUCUCCUGGAGAGCACUGCUCAGUACAACCCUGCUUUGAGCAGGAGUUUGGCGUAGCAGACCUCCAAAAACUGGAUUUGUUCAGUCAAUUUCCACAGCUCCAGUGCCUUUGGGUAACAAGGCUGGUUGCUCUUCUGUCUUGAAAAAGGCAAAAUUUUUGCCUUUCUCCAAAUUAGGUUCUUGCUUGAUUAGAGCAGGCCAUUCCAUGCGGAGGUGGUUAUGGCAGUGCAGAAAGUCAGAGAUGACAGGGUUAUCAUCAGACUUCUCAGAGGCAUUGCAUGGCAACGUUCUCCUUGAAAGCAGGAAAGGUUUUUCUCUGCAGAUGGCAUAUUGCUUACUGUGUCUGCAUUCUCCAUUUCUAAAUGAAUUUUGGUCUUAUUGCAGUUAGUCUGACAGCUCCUCCUCCUUUUCUGUCAAGCUGCUCUUGUCUGUCAUCUUAGCACCUCAGCUGCUUCUGUAUAACAGGUCUGUUUCCUUCCAUGCUUGCAGAAAUUCAGAAAAUUUGACUCUCCCAUCUUGCAUUGAGAAAACCUGAAGCAGUUCUGCAUUGAAUGGAUAACCUUGUGAACAGCUUUUUCACUCUGCUUGUUGGUAGCCCGUGUUUCCAGCCACAGUUAUAGCUGGGAGGUGUGAGACCGAGUUUCAGGCUGCUGUGAUCCUCUAGUCAUAUGCUGCAGGGCUGCAAAUUCCCCCCUCCCACGCUCAGACCAGGCACUUGCAACAUUCCUACUCUUCUAGUAUCCAGGAUGUUGGAAACAGUGGCUGCUUCUGCAGAGACAAAGUCGGUAUCGACAUCUUGUAUCAAGCAAUCUUCCAGCUUGCUGCUUGUUUAAAUUUUCUGCAGUGUUGCUCUCCCCAGGCUCUGAGACCUCACAUCUGCUCUGAGGGGGCAGUUAAGAAGUCGACGUUUCUCACCAGAGCACAACCAUCGCUCCUCAGCAUGUGUUCCUGGCAUCUGGUAUCCAGGCUGCCUAGAGGGAUGAACCAUAGAAGCUGUCUCAGAAWGAGCUAGUCUGCAGCUUGUGCUUUUUAAAUUAUAUUUUUAGUGCAUGUAGAAGGAGUAUGCCUGGCCUCUCCAGUCUCCCAGAGCUCUCUCAGCAGCAUAGGUGUGGCAUUGUGAGCUGCUUCACCUGGUCUUUCCCUGUGGGCACCUGAGCUCUAGGAAAAAGAGGUUUUGUCAGCCUUCAGAGAAAUUAUAUCACCURAGCUGAGCAACCAGUGCACAGGACAGUGAUGCUAUAGGUAGAAGCUAGUGCCACCCUGCAUGCCUGGUCACCUGCUGGAGACUGCUCUAGCACUGCCCUCGGUUUUGCRGGUGAUUAGAAACUCUGGCUUCCUUUUCCCCCUAGUCUGUGAUGCUUGAGGAACUGAGAGCGUGAGAGCAAGGAGGACAGGUCCUCAGAAAAGGUGUCUGAAUGCCAUCUGGGAGUAUCUAUUCUGCUUAUGGCAACAUUAAGGUGAACAUUGAAARGAAGCAGGCUCAGCCCUGCCUGAGAGAAUGUCCCUUGCUCAUACAUUUUGUUAGCUUCAUAGAGGUUGUGUUUCAGUUACUUGUUACAGCCCUUCCCUUACUGAAUGCAAGCAAGAACUUUCCCAAAGGCUGCACCAUUGACCUGACUUUGCCCUUGUGGUCAGAAGGAGCACAUUUAGGYUGGUCCAAAGCAUUCUCUCUUCCCCACCUUUGAACACUUAAUUAUUCCAUAAAAAUUAUAAACCUUUAAACAAUGUAGGACUUCCCAUAGCAUCUGUUUUUAAAUCUGGCCCAGAACCAGCUGGGGAUACAGGGCAGAGGUUUAUUUGGACCAAUAAAGGUACAUCACUUAGCAGUGUAAGCAUUUAAAGUGCUGCAAGCUACAAGGGCAGAAUUUUUCUCUGACACGGACCACUGUAAUUAGUAGACACAUGGUCCUGUCUGUAACUCACCUAUAUGAGACCAACACAACAAGGUAAUUUUUGUCCAAACAGGUGCACUUUUAGCUCAGGCCCAGUGAGUAUCAUGGUGUAGUGACAGAGCUGCUAGCUAAGCUACCAUGGAAACUUGUUUGACGUGAAAUCCUCCAACUCCCCUUAGCCUCUUGCUGGGAAAAGGGAGAUCAAUGAUAUUGAGUCUGUGUCACUGCACAGGGCAAACUCGUAAGUCUUAACUCACACUCUUAUGAAAACCUCAUGCUCAGAGCUGUCAAAUUCUGAAAGACUGUAGGAUGAGAACAGGGGUGGGUUGUGGUUGUUUUUUUUAAAAUUUGUACAUAUUCAUGACUACUUUGUCCUUUUACUUGAGUCUAGAAUUAUAAUUUGGCUAAAAGGACAGAGUUUUUUGGCUGUUUAAAAACUUUAAAAUCACUACUCUUGUGUGAGGUACACUCUGAGGCUUACAUUACUUGGUGGACAUGUUUAAGUGAUGCCUAUAGAUGUGUGUGUGUAUUUCAUAGGUAUAGUAUGGCUUCUAUGGCUCAGCACUGCAAAGCCUGCUGUUCUUUUCUGAGGCUUGUUUUGGUCAAAGCACUUCAGCUGCUGCAAACAUUGUUAGUAUGCUUGUUGUUCUAAUUGUUCUCAAAUGAGGCUAAACAGCUAUCAGAGCUUUUGCAGAUUUAAAGUAUCCUUUGAGCUGCCUURAUCUUCGUGUGUUGUCCACCAGGGGCUGCCUGUUGUUCUGCAUGUUGAAAGCAAGGCAUAUAUUUGAGAGUCUAAGAAGGAGUUAGUGGGCUGGAUUUUCUGYUAGCUUAGCACUGGGCUGACAUUUUCCCUGUUUAUAUCAGCUGAUGCCUAUACCAGGAGCAUCAAUGCUGACUUCUUCUGAAAAUUUUGCUCUGGGGAUCUAAUACACAGCUUUACUUCUGAAAAUGUUGACCUUGCUCUGUGAAAAUUCAGCAAAGGGACAUCAUGUCCAAAGURUCCAAGAAGGACAGGUGCCUGUGAUGUCUCCUGCAGAUACAGCCGUACAGGAGUAGUGAGGCCUUUUCUUCUGCAACAGUACAAACUUCCAGAAGAGUGGCUAAUCAGCAGAGAAAAGAAGAGCAGCAGGGCUGAAAUAUCUCUCUUGGGCAUCUCAUAUAUCUCCCAGAGGUUUUCCUUGGGAGCUUUAAACARCCUUUUCAUAAGUUGCUGGUCUGAGUAAAAAGGCAUGGGGAAACCCAGUGGGUUUUCAUUUUGUGUUCUAGUCAGGGCAACAGUAGCACGAUCUCCUUUAUUCUUGGAAAGCAAGAGCAAAGCCUGAGGGUGUGAUUCUUACCUGGAGUCAUAAAACUCUUUAUCAUGCAGUUAGCUUGAAGCACUUGAGCAACUUCAGUGAAACUAUGCCUUUGCACUUCACUGAACCACAGUCAGAGUGAUUGUGUCUUGUGGAACUGAGACAUGAGUGAACUGCAGCUCUGAAUGAAAUGAAGGGGAACAUCCCCAUCAUUGCAGUAGUCCUUAAUCCUUUGGGUACUGAGUUUCUUCCUGGGUUCCUGCCCCCCAUAGUGAUGGGGAGAUGUGGGUGAGCACUGUCAUUUUCAGAGUCRCAGUUAAGAAGUGUCAUUUACCCUCCCUCUGUUGCUUUGUUGUUUCCCUUAGGCUGAGAAAGAGGACUGAAUUUUCAGUCAGUGUUGCUUGGUAGCCAUGUGGGAAGCAUAACUCUCAGCAGUGGUAGUGCAGAAAAACACUUUGCACAUGUGUGUAUAUUAUACAUUUCUUGUGUGCAGAGCCAACCUAACAGGGCUUGACAGCAGUUCUUGCAAGACCUUUCUUCUGGGUGGUCUCCUUUCCCUUUUGUGAUGUGUAGGAACCUUCUUUCUGGUAACCUUGGAUUCAGUUUACUYUCAUCACUGAAUUGCUGGAGUGUCUUUCACAUAACAGACUAGAGACACAGUCCCAGUCUACUGCUUUGUGGUAACUUCUUGGUCUGCUGUGAAGCAACAACGUAGAGGUAGCCAUUAAAUCUUUUCCAGCAGCAUGGAACUUGCUGUUCUGACUCUUGGGGAGGUCAUCAUCUCAGGUUUGAGGGUGUCCUACCACCAGGACACCCCAUUUUGUCCCUGGGAACAUGCAUGGCCAGGAAAGCAUACUGAGUGGUUGGAGUCAGAGCUGUGAAGAUUUAAGUCAAGCCCUGGUUCACGGGAGAUUUUUCCAUGUGCUGCUGAUGUCCAUAAGGACUCAAACAUAUACUUGCUUACACGGAGAUGCUUUCCUGAAGCAGAGUUGUCAGUCUUUUCUACAGGUAUCRCAGGAUGCCCUCCCUUAUUCUGCUUCAUGUAUCUGGUACUAGAAUGAUCAUUUCCUGAUAAAUGAAGGCACUUAAUCAGUCCUCUUCCCCUUGGAAGAAGGACUUUUGGGGAUAUUGUUAUAUCAUUUAAAAUAAUAUUUUGGAAUUUGAGUUUACAUUGCUUUAUUUUUCACUUGAGGUGACUGUAUAUAAAUAUUUUCCUCUAUUUUAUCAUUGCUGAUAAAGUAAGCCUACAGUAUACAGACAAAUAAUUUGCCUUUGAUGUAUUGAAACUGUGAGAUAUAAAGUAGACUUCUCUUCUUGUGUCCAUGUUCCUGACUAUAACUCUGUUCUUCUGUGUUUUUAUAAGUUGGAAUAAAUGUUGCUUACGGGCAACAAAGAGCCUGCAAGCUUCCCAAUAAUUUUUAUGUCAUUGAACUCAAGCAACCCUAUUGAAGGAUCUCACAUAUGUAUAAUGAUAUAUGUAUAUGUACAAACUUUAGAAAGAAAUAAACCAAAUGUAUUUCACGUUCUGCAGCUGAAUGGUUUUUA
Molecule: messenger RNA, 12590 nt
Organism: Malurus melanocephalus (red-backed fairy wren)
Lineage: Eukaryota; Metazoa; Chordata; Aves; Passeriformes; Maluridae
Gene: PSD3
Product: pleckstrin and Sec7 domain containing 3
Exons: 16
Coding region: 58-3159 (1033 amino acids)
Biological process (GO): regulation of ARF protein signal transduction
Molecular function (GO): protein binding; phospholipid binding; guanyl-nucleotide exchange factor activity
Source: RefSeq, a predicted model, not a curated record